Hibiscus syriacus is the source of this 473-nucleotide messenger RNA. RefSeq names its product probable inactive purple acid phosphatase 2. Bases 1 to 432 code for a protein of 143 amino acids. The record is from RefSeq and is a predicted model, not a curated record. The transcript is spliced from 2 exons. Lineage: Eukaryota; Viridiplantae; Streptophyta; Magnoliopsida; Malvales; Malvaceae.
AUGAUAAAAGGAUAUAUAAUUCUCUUUAAAAACUGGCAACAAAAAUGGGAGCCUAGACCGGACGACCCAGUCUUCCAACAACCCAAGUGGUCGCUGUACCGUACAGGCGAGUUCGGGUACACUAGAUUAGUUGCUACAGGAGAGAAACUUACACUUUCAUUUGUAGGAAACCAUGACGGUGAGGUGCAUGAUAAGGUUGAGAUUUUGGCAUCCGGGCGAGUUCUUAAUGGCGGUGACGACGACGACAAUGGUAAUGUCGGUGUGGUCCUUAAGGUUGAAGCGAUACAUUACACGUUUUCACAUUAUGUCUGGGGUGGUAGUAUCUUGGUUCUUGGAGGUUUCGUUGGCUAUGUUAUCAGUUUUGUUUCACAUGGUCGGAGACAAGUUGUGCCGGGAAGGGGCCGGACUUCGGUGAAAACUCAGGAGACAUGAAGAGCUAAAAGAUGCAGUGUGCUUCGAAUUUUCAAACUUAU